This is a messenger RNA of Athalia rosae (coleseed sawfly), 2425 nucleotides long. RefSeq lists its product as uncharacterized. Gene Ontology annotation, molecular function: catalytic activity; pyridoxal phosphate binding; molybdenum ion binding. The transcript has 10 exons. Lineage: Eukaryota; Metazoa; Arthropoda; Insecta; Hymenoptera; Athaliidae. Bases 53 to 2290 code for a protein of 745 amino acids. The record is from RefSeq and is a predicted model, not a curated record.
GCUUAAGAAAAUAUUCGCCGCGAUUAAUUUUCUUCGUUAGAAAAAAUUCACCAUGGGUGCAUUUUCGAAGGAGACCGCUAUAACUAUUGGCGUUGGAGCAGCCGCAGCUGCUUUAAUCCUAACAACCACCUGGUGCCAAUACAAAAAAAGGAGGAACAAUCGCAUCCCCACAAAAUGGAUAGAAGUAGGAACCGUCGACGAACUAGCGAUAUAUCCCUUAAAAGCUGGAAGCGGUAAAAACGUCGAUCAUUUCGAAUGCACGGAAACCGGACCAAUCCUCCUGCAAGAGGGUAAACUGCUCCUCAAAGACAGGUGUUUUUUGAUCUACAAAGAGAAGGACGGUGAACUUAGGCACGAGGGUCAUUACCCGAGAAUGGUUCUCAUAACUCUCGAGCCUGUGAAUGAGAGGGAAGUGAAAUUAUCAGCGCCUGAAAUGACUCCUGUGAUCGUCGACACGUCGCUGCUAAAAAAAAAUCCGAAUUUAGUUAAAUGCAAACUCUUUCACGACGAGCCCACGGAAUGCAUCGACUGCGGUGACGAAGCUGCUGAAUGGGUGUCCAGACAUCUCGGCGAAAAAAGUACAACCCUCAGACUUGGGAUGUUCGCAAAUUGGAAACGAAACUUGAACGCUAAAGCUACGAAGCCUCUCGUUAAAUUUUAUAAAAAUAUGAGGAACGAAGAUUUGGGCAUUUACUCGGACCUCAGUAGCUACAUGAUAUGCAAUCGGGCCUCCUUGAAAGAUUUGGGUGAAAAAUUAUCGACCGAGGCUUCAUCCUUGAGAUUCAGGCCCAACAUUACCGUAAACGGGCCCGAAGCGUUCGCCGAAGACAAAUGGGACUGGGUAAAAAUUGGGGAUGAAACGGUGUUCAGAAGCUUCAAGCCGUGCACCAGGUGUCCGAGAGUCAACGUCGAUCCCAAAACCGGAAUAAGGGAGCAAAAGUUUUAUCAAAAAUUGAAAGAGUACAGACAGGUGACAGAAGAAAAGCAACGAGCCGUAGAAGGCGAAUCUCCAGUGAUGGGAUUAUACGUGGGACUUUAUAAAAUGGGAACCGUGAAACUCGGGGACAAAGUUUACGUGGGGAUUCAAAUCCGAGCCGAAAUGAAUAUUCGCGAUAACAAAAUCUCUCUAAUAAUCGUGUGCGGUGCGACCGCUGUACUGGGGGUCGUGUACUGGAUAAAGUAUCGAAAAAUCACGAAAGCGAAACGGACGGAACCAAAAACAGUGAACGAAACCACCUCUGAAAAUAUUUGCGAACGUACAGAUGAGGGUACCGUGACCACCGCGGCUACCGCUGAUCUGAUAAAAACUGACGAAGAUGAACUAGUGAAAAUUUUACCCAUUGAAUGGAGAAAAAUAGGUCAAGUAAAAGAACUUUUCAUUUAUCCAUUAAAGUCAGGACGCGGUAAACCUCUGAAGGAGUCAGUGUUCGAUGAUCUUGGGAUCACCGCCAAGAACGAAGAAUUAUUUUCGAUCAGAGACCGAAUGUUCGUCGUCUACAAAGAGCAAAAUGGUGACAUAAAAACGGGAAAAAAUUACCCAACUCUAGUCUUGGUAACGCUGAGCGCGGUGGACCAAAUACACGUUAAAUUGGAAGCCGUUGGAAUGCCGUCUGUAAUUUUUGAGGUCCCAGAAAAUAAUGGGAACAAUCUCGCUCCCGUUUCGUGUCUAGUUUGGUGGGAUGAAGAACUGGCGUGCGUCGACUGUGGAUCUGAAGUCGCCCGGUGGAUAUCCCGUUUUUUAACCGGAACUAACAACGGGCUCCGCCUGGGCUGCGCGAUCGGUAGACGAAAAGAAUGUUCGAAAAAAGAAUCGUGGAAAAAAUUCGACGACGUAUUCGCCACCCUCAAAACCGAAGGCACCGGUUUGCUGUCCGAUUUAGCCAGCUACAUGGUCAUGUCGGAGUCAUCCGUUUACGAGCUGAACCAAAAACUCGAUCGUCCAGGUCCUGCGUUACAGUUUAGACCAAACCUCGUUGUUUCUGGUCCAGAACCGUUCGCCGAGGAUAAUUGGGAGUGGUUGAAAAUCGGUCAGAACGUCGUGAUAAGAAACGUCAAGCCGUACUCGAAUUACCGUGAGCAGAGAAAUCCUCAGAGAGUACAAGUGAAUGGAAAAUCGCCGACGAUGGGAAUUUACUGUGGUAUUUACAAAACCGGUGAUGUUAAAAUUGGGGAUGAAGUCUACGUGGACGGUGUUGCGAAUAAAAUCGGUGGUCGCGACGCGCAAAAUUUUUCGCGUAAAGAAAGUGAAAAAAAUGGACAUUAUUCCAAUGCCACCGAGGAGUCAUCCUGAAUUUAUAUUCUCAGAAUGUCGAAAUUGACUGAUCUUUCGAACCACGAAACGGACAUAAAAGUAUAUUAGUCCACCUCUGGUAUAAGAAAAUUAUUUAUUGUACGGACUUGAAUCUAAUAAAAUAAUCAACACGUU